AGAUGAGAAGAAGCACACCAGAAAAUCUCGUUUUGUUACAUCCCUCUCGAUAAAGCGAAGAGACGAUCCCAAUCUUCUUCAUCUUCCACCUCUCGAUCUCAGGAAAAAAAAAAAAGGGGAUCCGAUGGGAGGAGGAGCAGAGAAUGGACACGGAGGCGAUUUUAGAGCGAAGGUAUGGAGCAUGUCUGGUGGGCCUUACUGUAGGCCCAAGCACUGGCGUCGGAACACAGCCUUUGCUAUGUUCGGCGUGUUCCUUGUCUGCAUCCCCAUCGCCAUGAAAUCUGCUGAGCUCGAGCAAAGGCCACACAUGCCGGUACGUCCUAUUCCUUCACAGAUAUGGUGCAAGAACUUUGGAACCAAGGAUGAUUACGAAAAAGAGCACUGAAUCUAAGCCUUUUUUUUUUUUUUUUCAUUUUCAUUACUAGUGUAAUAAUAAUCUGUCUUUGCUGGAAUCUUCUCAAACCAAUGCAAUGUUUUUGCACGCUUGUGUUUUUAUGUUUGCCAUUCAAAUAGUGGUUUUCAUCAGACAUCUAAGUUUUGCUUUGAUGUAUCGAUAACAACUAUAAAGACAAUUCUUCAA
This is a messenger RNA of Brassica oleracea var. oleracea, 580 nucleotides long. RefSeq lists its product as uncharacterized. Lineage: Eukaryota; Viridiplantae; Streptophyta; Magnoliopsida; Brassicales; Brassicaceae. Bases 125 to 385 code for a protein of 86 amino acids. The record is from RefSeq and is a predicted model, not a curated record. The transcript has 3 exons.